Molecule: messenger RNA, 732 nt
Organism: Rubroshorea leprosula
Lineage: Eukaryota; Viridiplantae; Streptophyta; Magnoliopsida; Malvales; Dipterocarpaceae
Source: the annotation of a GenBank genome assembly
AUGGGUUUUCUUUCUCUUUUGGAUUGCUUAUUUAACAGUAUUUGUGCUCAUUUUAUUGACUGAUUGAUUUUAUAUAUUUAUGUACUCAUUUUUUGAUGGAGCAGAUAGUAACCUUAGAAGAUGUGGUUGAGGAGAUUUGUUGGAGAAAUCUUUGAUGAAAAUGAUUCAAAGGAGGAGAUCUACAAGAAAACUGGCUAUAUUGUAAUGAGAGCAGAGGGAGUAUAUGAUGUUCAUGCCCAUACAUCUAUUUAUUGGCUGAUGACUUUGAAUAUUGAAAUGUCAGAGCCAUGCUAUUCUAUAGGAACAUCAGUAUGAGACAGUAUCUGGUUUUGUAUGCAAAGUAUUUGGAUACAUCCCUAGGGCUGGUGAGCCCAUCAAAGUUGUCCUCAAAAGGGAUAAUCAAGAUGAUGAUGAUGAUAAGCACGAUGAAGAUGGAUCUGAUCAUCAAGAUUUGAAGGAAAGGCAUCAAAUAUAUAGACUUGCGGUAGGGUAAAAGCACUGAAUGGAUUUCAGUAAAAAACUUCAGAAAGAAAAUAAACGUAGCUAGCAAUCAUGCAGUCUCUUAACUCUCUUCCACAUGUAACUUUCUGAAAUCAAUGUUAGUAUGGGGGCAUGCAUUUGUUCAUAUAGGAAUCUGCUUUUAUAUUGUUCAUCCUAUGAGAUGGUUCAUUUGGUGGCUUAGUUUGCUAAAUGAAACUUAGCAACUGAUAAUAAUAAUUCAUAUGCUCUGUU